AUGGCUCCCCUGAACCCUCAUGCCCCUCGCUAUGUCCCGGCAGUGGAGUCACCAUUUGCACCUGCGGUGGCUCCCUUAAUGUUCCCCGUCUCCUAUGCCUUCGGCUUCCCUUACUCGUACUCUCUCCCGCAGCCUUUCCCGGAGGUUUUUCCGCUUCCUCCGUGCUGCUAUUACCAUGGCCUAUCUCCGCAACCUCAACAGUCGCGGCUGACGCACCUCAGUUCCAUUUGUUACUAUCCCGGGAAGGAUGCCCGCCUCGCCCACGGUUGUCCGGGGAUAGGUAUCGAAUUGUCGGGUGUCCCCUUCUCAUGGCCAUCUUCUUGGAUCGUCCCAACAGCUAUGCCCGUCCUUCCUUCCCAUCAGGUUGCGCUUCCUCUACUUCAUUCCCCGAUAGCUCCUGCAGACGAAGGUGUGCUACGGCCUCCCAUCUACUCUCCCCAACCAGAGGUCAUUCUGGAGGUGAUACCGAAGAUCAGGCAUGGCUCCGAUAAACGUUUGCCGCCGCCGCGAGCUAUUUGUCUUCGGAAGCGACGGGUUAGAAUUGGUCCGCGAUGGCGGACUAAGAUGGACAGCUCGGGCGGAAGAGUUCGCCGAGGACCUAAGCGAAGCUUCAGCUGUAGGGUUGGGUCCUUCUGGCUGCCAAAGUUACGGUGUCUCCGAAAGAAGUGUCCAGACGAGGAUAAGUCGCAGGAGAAUUUGCAGUUUAGGAAUGGAGCAGAUGCUGAUGAUGGCGGGGACUCGCGGACAACCGUUAUGAUCAAGAAUCUCCCCAACAAGAUGAGGUAGGUUCCUUCGUUCGAAGGGAGUGGGAAGCGAAGCGAUUACUGACGGUUGGCUCUCUCAUCUUACUUCAGGAAGGAAGCAUUGCUGACCCUCCUCGAUUCCCACUGCCAAAAAGAAAAUGGCAAAGUGGUGCACCAUGACGCUGUUAUGAACACCCGUUCUCAAUUUGACUUUUUCUAUCUUCCCAUGGACUUUGGGUAAGUAAUCCUUGCUUCCUUGUGCAGGUUUAUGUUCAAAUCUCUAGGCUAUCUCAUUCCUUUGAUCUGCUGUUCCACGCGCAGGACGGGAAGUAAUCUAGGCUACGCUUUCGUAAACUUUACCAGCGCUGCCGGGGCAUGGAGGUUCCACCGUGCAUUCCACCAGAUGAAAUGGAGUAUCAUGGGGUCUAGAAAGGUUUGCGAAGUCACCUACGCUAGGAUCCAGGUAAUAACUUGAUCUCUGUGCUUGAGCUUUUCAUUGGCCCUUGGGUCUUGGGCUUGAUGCGCUCACUGUUCUAGGGCCUGACGGCGUUGAUGAAGCACUUCAGGGGCUCCGUCUUUGUGUGCGACAACGACGAGCUGCUUCCGCUCUACUUCGUUCCCCACCGAGACGGCGUAAUGCAGUGCGAAGGCCAUCACGUGGGCCGGCGAGUCCCGCCGUCUCGCUUUGGAGGACCUUAG
Molecule: messenger RNA, 1442 nt
Organism: Spirodela intermedia
Lineage: Eukaryota; Viridiplantae; Streptophyta; Magnoliopsida; Alismatales; Araceae
Source: the annotation of a GenBank genome assembly